Molecule: messenger RNA, 3678 nt
Organism: Salvia hispanica
Lineage: Eukaryota; Viridiplantae; Streptophyta; Magnoliopsida; Lamiales; Lamiaceae
Product: putative ATP-dependent DNA helicase CHR12
Molecular function (GO): histone binding; ATP binding
Source: RefSeq, a predicted model, not a curated record
AGAAUUGCAAAUCCUAAAAAUAAAAAGAAAAAAAGGAUUAAAUGAAAAAUAAAUUGAAAUCCGAAUCGAUCGAUUUCGGAUUCUAGAUCCGCCAAAACAACCCGUUAGAAAUCACAGCUCUGAGCCCAAAUUUUGAAACGACGCCGUAUCCUGCUUCCCCUUCCCCCUUCCCGCCAUGGUCGCACAGGUGGCGGAGCCCCAGCCAUCUGCCCCCCAGCAAUUUCAGGCCGACGCCGACCCGCCGCCGAUUGCCAGCGCCAAGACGCUGAUAUGCGCCCUCAAUUUCAUCUCCCGCAAUCUGCCUCUGCCGCAGCACGUAUACGACGCCGUUUCCUCCAUCUGCGAAGCCGACGCUGCUCCUCAAUUGGCUGCUGAUGGAGCUGAUCGCGACGUCGGCGCUGAUGCCAGCAACGGGUCGACAUCGCCGCUGCCAAAGGAAAAAUUGGGCCAUUCAACUUACAAUGAGUUAAUGUUGGAUUUUGAGGAUGCAGUGUCGGACCAGAGAUCAGCUUGUUUGCCUAGUUCCAAAUUGUCAGACUUAAAGGAGACUAGGUUUCAGAGCCAAGUAAAGCAUCGGUUAGCCGAACUUGAAGAAUUACCUACAAGUAGGGGUGAGGACCUGCAAUCCAGAUGCUUGCUUGAACUCUAUGGACUUAAGUUAGCUGAGCUCCAGAGCAAAGUCCGUUCUGAAGUGAGUUCUGAAUAUUGGCUUCGACUGCAUUGUGCAAAUCCUGACAAGCAGCUUUUUGAUUGGGGAAUGAUGAGAUUGCGCCGACCUUUAUUUGGCAUCGGGGAUGCUUUUUCUUUGGAAACAGAUGACCCAUUGAAGAAGAAACGAGAGGCUGAGAGGUUUUCAAGAUUUGAGGAGGAAGAGAAGAAUCGGAUAGAGACUAGGAAAAGAAAAUUCUUUGCUGAUUUACUUAAUGCUGCACGUGAAUUGCAAUUGCAAGUACAGGCUGCCCAGAAACGGCGAAAACAGAGAAACGACGGUGUUCAGGCUUGGCAUGGAAGGCUGAGGCAACGAGCUACACGAGCUGAAAAGUUGAGGUUCCAAGCUUUGAAAGCUGAUGAUCAAGAAGCUUAUAUGAAAAUGGUUGAGGAGAGCAAGAAUGAGAGAUUGACAAUGCUCCUUGGAAAAACUAAUGAUCUUUUAGUUCGUUUGGGUGCUGCUGUUCAACGUGAAAAAAAUGCUACCUAUGAUGAUAGCAUCGAACCCCUGGAAGGUUCAGAUGCUGAUUUGCCUGAGUUAUCUGCUUCGAGGACUGAUACACCAGCACAAUCAAUUCCUGAGGAAGAUGAAGAGAUUGAUGAUGAGUCUGAUGAUAAAGCAAAGACUGGUGAUUUAUUAGAAGGGCAGCGGAAGUAUAAUUCUGCUGUACACUCUAUCCAGGAAAAGGUGAUGGAGCAACCUUCCAUGCUUCAAGGUGGAGAGUUAAGAACAUACCAAAUUGAGGGGCUUCAGUGGAUGUUGUCUCUAUUCAAUAACAAUCUAAAUGGAAUUUUAGCUGAUGAAAUGGGCUUGGGAAAAACAAUUCAGACUAUCUCCCUGAUUGCUUAUCUCAUGGAAAACAAAGGCGUGAAUGGGCCACACUUGAUUGUUGCCCCAAAAGCCGUUCUGCCAAAUUGGGUUAAUGAAUUCACUACUUGGGCUCCUAGCAUUUCUGCAGUUCUUUAUGAUGGACGUUUAGAUGAACGAAAGGCCUUGAGAGAAGAGUAUUCAGGAGAGGGGAAGUUCAAUGUUUUGAUCACCCAUUAUGAUCUCAUCAUUAGAGAUAAAGCAUUUUUGAGGAAAAUUCACUGGCACUACCUGGUUGUUGAUGAAGGACAUCGACUUAAAAAUUAUGAUUGUGUUCUUGCACGGACUCUGGUUUCAGGAUACCGAAUUCGACGGAGACUUCUUUUGACUGGAACUCCUAUCCAGAAUAGCUUGCAGGAACUGUGGUCCCUACUUAACUUUCUCCUUCCUAAUAUCUUCAAUUCAGUCGAUAACUUCGAGGAGUGGUUUAAUGCUCCCUUCGCCGACAAAUGUGAUGUCAGCUUAACAGAUGAAGAACAGCUGCUAGUCAUCCGACGUUUGCACCAUGUCAUUAGGCCAUUCAUUUUGAGGAGGAGGAAGGAUGAGGUCGAAAAGUACCUACCUAGUAAAACUCAGGUCAUACUUAAGUGUGACUUGUCCGCAUGGCAGAAGGCCUAUUACAAGCAAGUGACCGAACAGGGAAGGGUUGGUCUCUCUCAUGGUAGUGGUCGCUCCAAAAGCCUUCAGAAUCUGACAAUGCAGCUCCGGAAAUGUUGUAACCAUCCAUACCUGUUUGUUACGGAUUAUUAUAUGCAGAAGAGUGAGAACAUUGUUAGGUCAUCAGGAAAAUUCGAGCUUCUUGAUCGCCUACUCCCCAAACUUCAUAGAGCCGGGCAUAGAGUCCUCCUUUUCUCCCAAAUGACUAAGCUCAUGAGCAUACUCGGAGAUUAUCUGAUGCUGAAAGGCUAUCAGUUCCUUAGACUUGAUGGCACUACCAACACUGGUGACAGGGGUGAACUACUGAAAAAGUUCAACGCACCUGACUCACCUUACUUCAUAUUUCUCCUAAGCACUCGUGCUGGGGGACUUGGUCUCAAUUUACAGACCGCAGACACAGUCAUCAUUUUCGACAGUGACUGGAACCCUCAGAUGGACCAGCAGGCGGAAGAUCGUGCCCAUCGUAUUGGCCAGAAGAAGGAGGUCAGAGUUUUUGUGCUCGUCAGUGUUGGAUCUGUCGAAGAAGUUAUCUUGGAAAGAGCUAAGCAGAAGAUGGGUAUCGAUGCCAAGGUCAUCCAAGCAGGACUGUUUAAUACAACUUCCACAGCUCAAGACAGGAGGGAGAUGUUGGAGGAAAUCAUGCGUAAAGGCACAAGUGCGCUUGGAGCAGAUGUGCCAAGUGAAAGAGAGAUCAAUCGCCUGGCAGCCCGGACAGAAGAGGAGUUUUGGCUAUUUGAAAAGAUGGAUGAGGAGAGAAGGCAGCGAGAGAACUACAGGUCCCGUCUCAUUGAAGAACACGAGGUACCAGAUUGGGUCUUUGCAGAGCCAGAGAUAAACGGCAAGGGUAAAGGAUCUCUAGACCAAGACUUGCCUGUUACUGGGAAGAGACACAGGAAGGAGGUGAUUCGUGAGGAUGCCAUAAGCGAUUCACAGUGGAUGAAGGCUGUGGAGAACGGAAAUGAUGGGUCUAAACAUGCUGCUAAAAGGAGAAGAGAGAAUCCUCCCAUUGAACUACCCAUAUAUAAUGUUGCUGUGGAGAAGAAGGUGGUGGAGCUCAAGAGUGAGACGACGGCAUCCAUGGCAAGUGAGGCCAAGAGUGAAGAAACCUCUGGCUGGACCUCCCAGAGGUCCAAAUCCGAAGCCGAAAGUUCUAGAAGUGGGUUGGAAGCUUCGGAAACUGGGUUUAAUGGUUUGACAUGGAAGGCACAUAAAAGGAAGAGGUCGAGCUUGGUGUAGACUAUGGGUAGACUGUUUCUUUGAAGCAUUAGAAUCUUUAGGGAUUAGAUAAGUUACUUUGAUAAAAUUGCAAUCGUUAUCAUUGAUAUUAUAUUUUCUUGCAGAUUUGUUAAAUGUUUGAAGCUGUAAAUCUACUCUUUCUUCAGCAGCUCUGCAAAUUGAACCUAGUACUAAUAGCUGUUCGUAAUUUAUUCAGUGUUUCAAAGCAA